Anopheles coustani is the source of this 2886-nucleotide messenger RNA. RefSeq names its product follicle-stimulating hormone receptor (gene Lgr1). Gene Ontology annotation, biological process: G protein-coupled receptor signaling pathway. Gene Ontology annotation, molecular function: protein-hormone receptor activity; protein binding; G protein-coupled receptor activity. Lineage: Eukaryota; Metazoa; Arthropoda; Insecta; Diptera; Culicidae. The coding region runs from base 1 to 2886 and encodes 961 amino acids. The transcript has 9 exons. The record is from RefSeq and is a predicted model, not a curated record. Gene Ontology annotation, cellular component: membrane.
AUGACAGUGAGCCCGCGCCGAACAGGAAGUCGGCCGUUCCGUUCAGCGUGGUGUUUGCGGCCAUUGCUCGGUGGUGUCCUGCUGCUAGUGGCCUUCGGUGGCGAAAGCGGCUGGAGUUCGAGGGCAGCCCUGCCGACGGAAUCAGCCCCGAGCUCCACCGAACGGAUGGAGACGGUUCCGGAUGGCGUCGUGCUGGAGGGCAACAACGGGUCGGUGGUGGAUCAGCGGGCAAAGGAUCAGGAGCACCGAAGCGAAAACUUCAUUUCGGACAGCCCGGAAGGAUCGCUGCCAGUGGUCGAGCUGAAACGGGGUCAGUGUCGCUGCUGGAACUCGUCCGAGGAGGCCGUCGGCGAGGUACAGUGCCGCUGUUUGGGCCAAUCGAUCGUUCGAGUUCCGCAAAAGCUGAUUCCGAUGCAGCGCCUAACGCUGGAGAAGGUCGGCGUCAAGCGACUGCGCACCAACGCACUGACGGUGUACGCGGACACACUGGAGGAUCUGUUUCUGAUCUACCUGAAGGAGUUCCACCGGAUUGAACCGUCCGCAUUCUCCAAACUACGGCACCUACGGACGCUUUACAUCGCACACGCACCGAAGCUCGAGUUUCUGCCAGCGGAUGUAUUCGAGGGCAUCUCGUUGAAGCUGAAAACUCUGAGAAUCAUCCACAGUGGGCUGCUCGCGGUGCCCGAUCUGCGCGUUCUGUCCGACCACAUAAUAAUGCACAUGGUCGAUUUGGAUGGCAAUCAAAUUCGCCAAAUCUACGAGCGCUCGAUUCAACUGAAGACUGACGAGUUAAUUCUCGACAACAAUGCCCUGACGGAAAUUCACGACUCGGCGUUUCACGGUUCCGAAAUUGCCACACUGAGCAUCAAACUGAACUACAAGCUGAAAGACAUCCACGACAAUGCCUUCGUUGGAAUAAGCAACAUCAGGGAGCUGGAUCUCUCUGGGACUGCUAUCGAGGAGCUGCCAACCAAAGGACUGUCGGAGCUGGAGGUGCUACGCAUACAGAAUACCCAUUCGCUGAAAACCAUUCCUUCCGUUUACAAUUUCAAGAACCUGCGGACCGCCUACCUGACACACUCGUUCCACUGUUGCGCCUUCAAGUUUCCUGCCCGCCAUGACCCGGACGCCCACGAGCGAAACCUUAAGAAGUUCUACGAGGCGCAGGACAGCUGCAUUCGGAAGGGAUACUCUACGCCGCAGGUCAAGUUGGAGGUGGCCUCAAGUGCCGAGACGCUGCCGGCAGCGUCAACCGGAGCGGAUGUCGCCGAACAACAGCACGUAGGAUCGUCUCGUCGUAAGCGGCGUCGUGCUUCGGUUGACUUUCGCAGUUGGUUUCGAAUGGCGACGGGAAGCGAUGGAGAGAAACCACCGGUGGAUAGUGAACCUUUGCGGAAGGGCAUCGACCUGUCGGACAAGCGGAUGGGAGAGAUCGUGGACGAUAGCUUCCUGCAGCCCAUCACCGGACUUCCGUUGCCAGAGGAUGGAGGAGGUGGAGGAGGAGGAGGACGGACUGCGGUGGAGAGUGGUGGGGGAAUGUAUACCGAAAACCCGUUGGAAUUUGGCGUGUUUCACGAGACGGUAGCCCACAUUCCGUCGAUGGAGGCGCUGUGCGGGAACUUGACACCAAUGAUAUUUGACGUCAAGUGCUACCCGAUGCCGGACGCGUUGAAUCCGUGUGAGGACGUGAUGGGUUCGCACUGGUUGCGUGGUUCUGUGUGGCUGGUGGUACUGUUGGCCGUCUUCGGUAACGUGGCUGUCGUUGUGGUACUGUUCUCUAAUCGCAGCGACCUGACCGUGCCCAAGUUCCUGAUCUGCAACCUGGCGUUUGCGGACCUCUGCAUGGGCCUGUACCUGCUGCUGAUCGCAUCGAUCGAUGCGCACUCGAUGGGCGAGUACUUCAACUACGCGUUUGACUGGCAGUAUGGCGUCGGGUGCAAGGUGGCCGGCUUUCUGACCGUCUUCGCCAGCCACCUGUCGGUGUUCACGCUCACGAUCGUCACGCUGGAGCGCUGGUUCGCGAUCACGCAUGCGAUCUAUCUGAACAGGCGCAUCAAACUGUCAGCGGCCACGUACAUCAUGGUGAUCGGAUGGUUGUACGCCUUCGUGAUGGCUUCCAUGCCGCUGUUCGGCAUCAGUAACUAUUCGUCCACCUCCAUCUGCUUGCCGAUGGAGACGCGCGACAGCUGGGACGUGGCCUACCUGCUGACGGUGCUGGUCGUCAACGGGUGCGGCUUCGUCGUGAUCGUCAUCUGCUACGCCCAGAUUUACCUUUCACUCGGCAAGGAGACACGUCAGGCGGCACGGACGGCACACAGUGGUGAGAUGACGGUUGCAAAGAAGAUGGCGCUGCUGGUGUUCACUAAUUUCGCUUGUUGGGCGCCGAUCGCAUUCUUCGGGCUGACGGCCAUCGCCGGCUACCCAUUGAUCGGCGUGAGCAAGUCGAAGAUCCUGCUGGUGUUCUUCUACCCACUCAACUCCUGCGCCAACCCUUACCUAUAUGCGAUCCUCACCAUGCAGUACCGGAAGGAUUUUUUCUCUCUGCUGGCGAACUACGGUCUCUGCACGCAGCGCGCCCAGCAGUACAAAAUGACCUACUCGAUGCCAACCAACACUUUCCAGGUUGCGCCGGCCCGCGGUUCCGUGAACUACAACAGCAGCGCCAACGGGACGAUCACGUCAGCCGCUGGAAUGGCCGCCCUGGCGAACAACAACAACAAUACGGACACCAUCACCACCACCGUCACGUGCGGAAGCAGCUCGGUGCUGGGCGGCAGCAAUGGCACCGUCUCCCAGCAACCGGCGGCAGCGCUCUGCAGCUUCAGUGCCCCCAACGGGACGACCGGCCAGCCGGCGAACGAACUUGAGAACGAAACAUUCCUCUAG